Messenger RNA from Neolamprologus brichardi, 3915 nucleotides. The record is from RefSeq and is a predicted model, not a curated record. Lineage: Eukaryota; Metazoa; Chordata; Actinopteri; Cichliformes; Cichlidae.
GAGAACCCUGAACGCAGCAUACAGAGCAAUGAAUUGAGGGUUGAGAAGGACGGUGAAACAAAAAUGGACAUCGAUCGAAAAUAGGCUGGUGAUCUGUGUCAGAACUCUGACGGGCACUUCACAGAAAAGAAAAGUGAAAGAGGCCAGAGUUCAGAGCCAUGGAGGCUCGCUUUGGGAAUAUUGUGUUUAGCUCCAAGUUUGACUCAGGGAACCUGGCACGCGUGGAGAAGGUGGAGAAAGGCAACUCCAGCCUUUCUUCUGACACACCUGCUAGUGGAAGCUCCUCCUCUGGGUCAAGCCUCACCCCUGAUUAUGAGUUCAAUGUGUGGACGCAGCCAGACUGUGCCGGCACAGAGCACGAGAACGGAAACAGAUCAUGGUUUUACUUCAGUGUGAAGGGGGCAGCACCUGGGAAGUUACUGAAGAUCAAUGUGAUGAACAUGAACAAUCAGAGGAAACUCUACAGCCAAGGCAUGGCUCCUCUCGUACGCACUUUACCGGGCAAAACCCGCUGGGAAAGGAUACGAGACAGACCAACAUCUGAGAUUGUAGAUAACCAGUUCAUCCUUUCAUUCACUCACCGGCUAUUGGAGGUGAGAGGGGCUACCACCUAUUUCUCCUUCUGCUACCCAUUCUCUUACACAGAGUGCCAGGAGAUGCUGCAGCAGUUGGAUCAGAGCUACCCCAGGGCUGCUCAGCUCAGUCCGAGCAGUACUCCAGGCACUGUGUAUUAUCAUAGGGAGUUGCUAUGCCACUCUCUAGAUGGCAAUAGGGUGGACCUUCUCACUGUGACCAACUGCAGCGGGAUGCAGGAUGAACGGGAAGCCCGUCUGCCCAAGCUGUUUCCUGACACCAACACUCCAAGACCACACCGCUUCCCUGGCAAAAGGGUGUUUUUUCUCAGCAGUCGCGUGCACCCUGGGGAGACUCCCUCAUCAUUUGUGUUUAACGGUUUCCUCAACUUCAUCCUGAGAAGAGAUGACCCACGUGCACACGCGCUGCGCAACAUGUUUGUGUUCAAGCUCAUUCCCAUGCUGAACCCAGACGGGGUUGUCCGUGGACACUACAGGACGGAUUCCAGGGGUGUGAACCUGAAUAGACAAUACUUGAACCCCAGCCCCGAGUUACACCCGUCCAUCUAUGCAGCCAAAACACUGUUGCUCUACCACCACACACACAACCGCUUGCACAAAACACAGCCAAGCACUCGUUCUAACGGCCCCACCCAUACAGAGCCCCCAGCUGCUAAAACAAAACCUGCAAAUCAGCAUGAAGCACCUCCCCUCACUGCCCUCGAAGUCACCUUAAACCAACGGAACGCAGAGAAAGAUGCAAAGCCUGCGCAGCCAGAGGUCCCCGUGACGAUGGAGGAAAACGCCUGGGCUACCUCGGAGGCGGAGAAGGGAGAUCAGAACAGCUCAUCGAGCUCCACAGAGACUGUAGUUCCAGGAGCUGGAGAUUUAGCAGUACCACAGGUGGAGGAACAGGAGUCGGUGCCACCACAGGAGGGGGGUGUGGCAUAUUAUGUCGACUUGCAUGGGCACGCGUCUAAACGUGGGUGUUUCAUGUAUGGAAAUAGCCUUCCUGAUGAGAGCCAGCAGGUCGAGAACAUGCUGUAUCCAAGGCUGAUCGCUGUGAAUUCUGCCCACUUUGAUUUUCUGGGCUGUAACUUCUCUGAGAAAAACAUGUACGCACGAGACAAGAGAGAUGGCCAAUCUAAAGAAGGCAGCGGUCGGGUCGCCAUUCACAAGGCAAUAGGGCUGCUUCACAGUUACACUCUGGAGUGCAACUAUAACACAGGAAAAACCAUGAAUACAAUCCCACCCGCCUGCCAUGACAACGGACGAGCUACCCCCCCUCCACCUCCAUCCUUCCCUCCAAAAUACACUCCAGAAAUAUUUGAGCAGGUGGGGCGUGCUGUGGCGAUCUCUGCCCUGGACAUGGCAGAGUGUAACCCUUGGCCGCGACUGGUGCUUUCUGAGCACACCUGUCUGACAAAUCUCCGAGCCUGGAUCCUCAAGCACGUCCGCAACACCAAAGGACUGAACGCUCACAUCCAUGCCAACCCUCCUCCACGAAUACACCACAAUGGCAGCAAGGUGUCACCACCAAAGAGCUUUAACAAUUGUCUGUCUGGAUCUGCAUCGGAGAACACCCUCAGCCGCGUCCGCUGCAACAGCCAAAGUAGCAGCAGCCAAACACCCUCGCCGAAGAUGCACAAUUCCCCAAGUUUUACUUUCGGGUGCCCCCCACCCCGAACUCAUACACAGCACAACAGCAGCGGACGUGGAGGCAACAAAACACUCGGGCCAGUCAGAGACACUAAGCCCCAGGAGAAGAGACGCCCCCCCCAUCACCACCGCUUCAUCCUCCGGUCUCCCAGCAACAGCCACACACCCGCUCGCCCCCCACUCUCACCCCCUUCCUCCUCGUCCUCCUCAUCUUCCUCAGUGUGUGCAGCAGGCUCCUGUCCCCUCCCGGCCUCCGUCAGUAUGACAGGUCUGUACUCCCUCCAGCCCCCCAGCCUCUCCACCUUGCUCCCAUCCCUGCAGGCCCUGCCCCGCCCUGGGCUGCUCUCCAAACUGAGUCCCCUGCUCCUUCAGAGCUUACCGCCGGCCGCCAGCAGUCCAACUGGGCCCACCCCGGACUGAAUCUGACUUAAACCAUGAAACACUGGGCUCAUGUGCUUGUGCGAGAUGAUUGAGUGAGAUUGUCUUUUCAGAAACCAGCCUGGUAGUCCAUGUAGGUCAAAGCGUGCGUGCGUGCAAAACAUCACUGGUGCUAGUAAAUAAUUUUUUUCUUUCUGCACAGUAAUUACAUGUCUACAGUUUUAGCACCUUAAGGUAAAUAACACUUUCACUUGAGAGCGAAUGUGUUCCUCAGAUCUCAGCUGUGACUGAAAUGCUUUUUCUCACCGACCUUGAAUCAAGUGCUGGUUGCCGCACUGUCCUCUGGCUCUUUGUACCUCUUGGUACCUAAUAUCUGCUGUCCUAUAAGACGUUCAGAGCACACAGUAGAUGUUAUCCGUAGACAUCAUAAUAUUAUAAUAUGGAUCCAGACGAAGCUUUUUGUGUAUACAAUAAUAAGCUAAAGCUAAUUACCAUGUUACUCUGCUCACCAUUUGAAAGUAGCCGGGAGAUUUUCUUCUUUAUUCGCACAGUUGCUGUUGUGAUGCGUUUGAUUUUUGAAUUAUUUAUUGACAUAUUUUUAUAGACUGAACAUAAUCAGACUUUAUUUUCUUUAAAAGCCUUCCAAAGCACCCUCUGAUCUGUUCUGUUGUCUUUGGGUUUCGCUUUAAUGUUGAUUUGUAAAACGAUGUCACUGUCAUUUGAGGCUAAACAUUUAAAUAGCUUUUUUAAAUUUCUUAUGAUUCAAAGUGACAUUUAAAGGUUUGCUUUUAGAUUUUUGUACACAAGUCAGUUUUUCAUUCUAAAUACCAUUAAAAAUAAAUAAAUAAAUAAAAACAAAAACCUGCAUCAUUCCAAUGUCGGACCAACAUUGGUCAUGACGUUAUAAUCACAGCAUAGCCUACUGCCAGAAACUGUGUACCCUCAUUAGCUUAAGUCCUUAAGGGGCACCCACACAGGAAAUGUUUUGCGGCCAACGAAACGCUCAUUCGUUGCCGUUUACCGUCCUCUCAUACAUCAGUAAACAGCAUCGUUCCCUCUCAUUGGUCAUAGCUACAAUUUCUCUGAUUAUCGUUGACUUUGGUCACCAUGUCACUCACUUCCUGUGUGGAGACCUCAUUAUGGAUUUUGCAAUCUUGUAGCUGCUUUGGGAUAACUACGGUUGAUUUGUGGGGCUGUUUGCCAGCAAGUAGUAUUAUAUGAAAAGAAUGAGUUUAGCUUAUAGCCAGUUUGACUGGCAGGUGUUUAUUGUUUUUUUAAUAUGACACUAACACUGGUUUAGGUUAGG